AGGGGUAAAUGUUUUAGAACAAUGUCUUGCUGCUGAACCAAUGAAAUUACAUUAGGAACAUUCACUUUAAGGGAAAAAAACACCCUAAGUUAUAUCUAUAGAUCUUGUAUAAGACAGUUUUCAAAAGGAUCAAUAUUUAUUUAGGCUAGAUUUUUUUUGGCGUAAUAUCAAUGGCGUAAUAUGGUGUCCCAGACUAAACGGUUUUUCACAAAACAUUAGGGGCAAUAAUCUCCAGAUAACCACGUGAGCUCGGCAAUUAAAGAUCCCAAGCGAUUAAGCAAUUAGACAAUAUUAAACCAGCUUGAUUGAAUCAUCCGAUUGGGAAGAAACACCCGGAUUAAAAACUGGAAAGUUGAGUUGCGCGUAAGAACAUGUGCGCGACUGCGCAAUACAGAACUGUCUUCUCCAACAGGUGCCUUUCCUGAGAGAUCUGCUCUCUCACAGCUAUUUCUCGGCACAACAACAAUGGAAAUACUUUGUUUUCCCUCCUAACAUGUCGUAGAUCUUAAAAUCGAAAACACCUUAAACUGGAGUAAAAACUUUUGUUCGCUCACUUGAGGAUUUACGCAUGGAGAAAUGUUCACUUUUAUGGAUAUAAUCCAUAAACAUUUUAUUAAUUGAUAUCGUUUCCUCUUUCUUUCUUUCUUUUUUUUUGUAGGCUACUUCAAAUGAAUAAGUCGAUAUAUCUCAGAUGCUAAACACAGAGUGAUUUUGUUUUUCUGCACUGGAUCUCCACAACGUGAUCUUCAUUAUAUAUGGGAGUCUCCUUUCCUCUUCUCCAACAUCUAUGAUCGAUUGGAUUGAUUGGGAAUACAACUACCCCCUUGACAGGGACACUGUUCUGAUCUUUUAAUAAUGACCAUCACAUUGAGAUCGCCAAACUGAUAACUUGGGCUCAAGGUGAAAGUCUGAACUGGAGGACGAUAUGAAGACAGUUUCAUAUAUUCUUGCUGCGAUGAUCUUCUGGAACUCAGCAGCCUGUGUAAGUGGAGAACAAGAACCGUUUCUUGAGCCCCCUACGAGCCCAUGGGAUCUGCACUCUUUGGGAGAGGAGGAAACACGUUUACCCUGUCGAUUCAAUGUGUCGGCCAGUGAGACUCAGGUGGUGCAGGUGUCGUGGAUUCGACACAACUCAAAUGGAGCUGAAGAACAGAUUAUCACUGUUAAUUUCAACGAAGGACAGAUAGAAAGCCCUGCAUAUUCAGGGCGUGUGCGAUUCGAGACCAACAACCCAAUAGCAGACUCUGCUCUGAUUAUUAUGCGCACGAGUUCUGCAGACGAGGGCAAAUACACCUGCAAAGUCGCCACCUUCCCCUCUGGAAACUUUGAGACUGUGAUUUUCCUCACAGUGUGGACUAAACCCAUCACUUCCCUGAAGGAGUUCGUCCUGGUUGAGGGCCAGUCGUUCCGUCCGGCCGCUACAUGCCGCUCGAUGGCUAAACCAAUGGCAGGCCUCUCCUGGGACACAGAACUCCCGGGUCAGAGCCAGAACCUCAGUUUGGAUGGUAUGGUGUCCUCAAUCCAGUUUUCCCUCCACCCUCUUCGUAGCAUGAACGGACAGAAGCUGGACUGUCUUGUCUGGCAUCCAUCUCAUAAAGGCCCCCAGAGGAUCUCCAGUAAACUUACAGUGCACUACCCUCCGAAUGCACUGAUAUCUGGCUACGAGGACAACUGGCAUGCUGAAAUGCAAGGUGCGACGCUACAGUGCAACGGCGAAGGAAAUCCCAAACCUCACCGAUUCAACUGGACGAGGAAAGGUGAAGCUCUACCAGAGGGUGUGACGGUGGACGGUGGCACGCUGAGCUUUUCCAGGCCCCUUCUCCUGACAGAUCAAGGGGAUUACAUCUGCACCACCACCAAUCUGGUGGGAUCUGGAAAAGCUGAGAUUUCAAUAAGUAUAGCAGAGUUGCCUCUGAAGGAAACAUCAGUGAACUACAUGAUGAUGAUCAUUAUUGCCGGUGUCGCUGCAGCGGUUGUUCUCACUCUUGUCGUAAUAAUCAUUUCUGUAAACCGCCACUAUAAACGCAAAAAUGAACAACUGGCCAUAGAGCUGAAGGAAAAAAAGGAGGAAAUCAGCACUCUGUCAAGACAAGCCUCGUUUAGAAGAGUGAACUCGAGCAGCACAGACAACAGAUACUCGGAGGACAAUCAUCCUUUAAGAGUCGAAGGAACGAUACGCACAAGUCUCUCCUCUCUGGAUCGUCCUCGCUCCAGGGAUAGUCGUUCCACGCUGGAACGUUGCACGGUGGACUCACUCGGUCGCCCUGCAAUUUUUAACUCGUCCAGACGAGGUCAAAACAAACUGAUCGAGAGAUCUGACCGAGAAUCCACUCGAAUGAUGAUGAUGGAGUCUUAUGACGAGGACAGUAACAUGUCACAGGAAACCCAACUUCUCCCUCCUCUCCACCCCUCUUCUUAUUCAACGGACCAGGCCGUUGAACUGGUGCGAUCUCGAAACGGCAGUGCCAUUCUCCCCGCGGAGGGGAGGCCGCGGUCAGGAGGAAGCAGCAGGGGGCAUCACUCACCUAUGGUAACCACCUACCCGACUCUUACAGACGAAGAGGAAGAAGAUUCUGUUAGCCCUGCGGAUUCAGGAGUGCACAGAGGUUUAAUGGAUCACGACGCUUUUGAAAAUGGCAGCAGCGAGACGGCGAGUUCACAGAUAUCCGAGGCGCUAUCCAACCAUUUUGAGCGCACUAAUGGCACACUACGGCCCAAGUCGAAACCCAAUAACAUCCUGCUCCCGGCCAAAACAACGCUUUUCCUCUCACCGCAUAGCCCAACUAUCCACAAAGCUCAGAUCGUUUAAAGUGUUUGUUUGGAAGCGUCUUGCGUUAGAAUUUAUCGCCAUUUACAGUGCUAUUCUGUAAAUUCACUUUUCCAAGGGCUGUCUUGACAAUGACUAACCCAUAAAAAUGGAUGUAUUAUAUGAACUUGUAUAUGAGUACAUUCCCAAGGUGGCAAAAACAUGGACAGAACUAUCAGGCCAUCAUCAUCUAACCAAACUCAAACCUGAAAAACAAAACCAGCAUUACUCGCAUAGUUCCUCAUAGUUGCAUAAUCCGGUGUGUUUUUGGAACUGGGACGACUGAGCAUUAUGGGGCACAGCGUGUGUUUCAGGUACAGAUUAACUGGAGACCACCGGAGUUGAGCUUCACUGUGUGACCAGGGAGUGGAAUUACGAUCUUUUUUUUAUUUUUAUUUUUUAUUGCAACAUGAGGCUUCACUUGAAUUACUGUUGAGGGAGAAAAUACUACAUGAACUGUGUUCUGGUCAUCCUUCACUGUGACUUUUUGACUGUAAUGUCUGUAAUCCAAAAGAUAUCAAAUGGUGUUUUUGAAAUAUUUUUUUUUUAUACAUCUUUUGUGUAUUUUAACUGGAAACUGCCCAGUGCAUGAAUAGUAUUAUGAAGUACUGCAUUACCAUAUUCUAAGAAUGACUCCUGCAUGUGACAAAAAUGUCACUAUAUUUGCAGGAGUGACACUGUCUUUGUUUACAACAUUUAUACUUCAUUAUGUACUAUUAGUUUUAAUAAGCAGCAAGUGUUACCGCAAGCUCCUGAGGAAUUCCUGUGACCUUUCUAUCUAACAAAAUGUAAAGCCAUAAAUGGGUCUUGAUGGUAAGUAACUUUGGUGUAUUGAGUUCACUACAUUGUAUGAGGUUGGCGUUAAUGACUGGUUAUUAAAUCAACCCGAAUUAUA
Pimephales promelas (fathead minnow) is the source of this 3701-nucleotide messenger RNA. It is a transcript of the gene nectin4a, whose product is annotated as nectin cell adhesion molecule 4a. Gene Ontology annotation, cellular component: adherens junction. Lineage: Eukaryota; Metazoa; Chordata; Actinopteri; Cypriniformes; Leuciscidae. The record is from RefSeq and is a predicted model, not a curated record. Gene Ontology annotation, biological process: heterophilic cell-cell adhesion; homophilic cell-cell adhesion.